This is a messenger RNA of Podospora anserina S mat+, 1290 nucleotides long. RefSeq lists its product as uncharacterized. Gene Ontology annotation, molecular function: protein binding. NCBI's taxonomy places the organism in Eukaryota, Fungi, Ascomycota, Sordariomycetes, Sordariales, Podosporaceae. The record is from RefSeq and is a predicted model, not a curated record. The transcript is spliced from 3 exons. The coding region runs from base 1 to 1290 and encodes 429 amino acids.
AUGUCCUACAAUCCACCAAUGAGUUUCUCCGAGAGGAGAGGGGCCGUCUUUAACGAGGAGUUGUCGCUGAAUACACAUCAUGGCAUCAAGAGCCUGGCGCAACCGCGUCCCAGAGGGCCACCAACACCGAGUAUGAGCACGCCCGCGGCAGACUUCGAUCAGGUUACCGGCUCUCCACCACCUCCACCCACGCCGGCGGCAUCCCCAGGACCAUCCAACUCGAGGCCGGAUUGGAAGAGCGCCGACGAAACCGAGGAGGCCUACCUUGCUACAAUUCGCCAGUACUUUGUCAAGUGCAACAGUGCUCAGAGGGGGCGGCUGCUGUCUGAUCUGCUGAACCUCUGCACCAGUCAACAGCUGAGCUUUGUGCACCAGUUUGUCAGCCCGCUGCUGAAGAAGGAUCCAUUCACUACUCUCCCAGAUGAACUGUGUCUUAGAAUCCUCUCGUUCAUCGACGAUCCCAAGGUGCUUGUGCGCGCAUCGCAAGUGUCCCGAAGAUGGCGGGAUUUGCUGAGUGAUGACAUGACGUGGAAGAAUCUAUGCGUAAAGCACGAUUAUCAGCGUAGGAUGUCGGAAGUCCAGGCUAUGCGGGCAGAACUCUACGGUCAUGCUCAGCGAGACGACGGUGCGGCCACCGGGGACUGUUCCGGCGCGCUCACGUCCAACUCGCUACCCGCGUCGUUUGGAAGCAGCACCGGCGCGCGGCCGAGGCUCACGUCGUACAAGUCACACUUUAAGCAGAGAUAUCUGGUUGAUGUGGCUUGGAGGACGGGCGGGCGGAACAUCUCCAAGAAUCUCACCCAGGAUGGCGGCGUGGUCACGAGUCUGCAUUUGACCUCCAAGUACAUCAUUGUGGCUCUUGAUAAUGCCAGGAUCCACGUGUUUGAUACCGAAGAAACGCGCUUCGCACCCUGCAGGGCCAUAAACUGCCUGCAUACGCUUAGGGGUCACACCUCCACGGUCCGCUGUCUUAAGAUGUCAGAUGCCAACACGGCCAUUUCCGGAUCCAGAGACACGACCCUUCGGGUUUGGGAUAUCAGAAACGGCACACUGAUCAAGCUGCUUGUCGGCCACCAGGCCAGCGUCCGGUGUUUGGAGAUCAAGGGUGACAUCGUGGUGUCUGGCAGUUAUGAUACCACCGCCAAGGUGUGGAGUAUUUCCGAAGGUCGCUGCCUUCACACGCUUUCGGGGCAUUACAGCCAAAUCUAUGCAAUCGCCUUUGAUGGCUACCGGGUGGCGACUGGCAGUCUUGACACUAGUGUCAGGAUCUGGAAUGCGCAAACAGGGUAG